UGAAAUAAGAUGCUGGGAGAGCGGCGCUGGGAGCGGCUGGUCUGCAGCCAAUGGUGAGCGCUGUGUAGGACGGCAUUGUGAAGAGCCAGGGAUUUUAGCGGGCACCAGUCGGCGUUUAACUUCAUCUUUAUGCUCCUCUCAUAGCGUCAAAGGGACAUCUGGACCGACGACAGCUCGUACGAAUUGCACAUUUUUGUUUCUCGAUAUAGUUGAGAGGCACCAUGACUGACAGGAAGGCUGUGAUCAAGAACGCUGACAUGUCUGAAGACAUGCAGCAAGAUGCAGUCGAUUGUGCCACGCAGGCCAUGGAGAAAUACAACAUCGAGAAGGACAUUGCCGCAUAUAUCAAAAAGGAGUUCGAUAAGAAAUACAAUCCUACGUGGCAUUGCAUUGUGGGGAGGAACUUCGGCAGCUAUGUGACCCACGAGACGAAACACUUCAUCUACUUCUACUUGGGCCAGGUGGCCAUUCUCCUGUUCAAGUCUGGCUGAAUGGAGACCAAGCCGUAGAAUGUAUUUCUUUCUGAAGACUGUGAUGCACUGGUGGCUGAUGUUGUAUCUACCAACACACUACGAAUAUUUAAUGAGACCAUACCAUGACUAUGCUGGUGUGUGCACAACUGCAUGGAUCAUACCCCAUACUACUUGUGUACAUAUUGCAGUUAAAUUGCUUUUUCAUUAGAAGUCCCUUUGUUAAUUGGCAAAGUUUUUGUUAAUGGGCCUUGCAGGUAUUUCCUAGCACAUAUGUUGGUGAAUUUAAAAUAAAGAAAAAGGUAUAAUAAAAGUUAGAAAAUGUCUAUUGAUCAGCACAUAUGUCUGCUUUGAAUUGAUCUAUAUAUAUUUUUAGUAACUUAGUGCUGUUUUACAUAAAUCCUACGCACUGCAAAGAGCAGAAGCACACACACGGCUGUAUGGUGGCUAGUCUUGUAUAGUUUGAUCUCUGUUAAUAUAAAAAUAUUCUGAUUACCUCGGAUUAUUUUUUUGUUUGUUGAUUUUUGAUACAGGAGAGUUAUUGCAUUUCAGAGACCCCAUAUAAAUAUUGAUAUUCUUAGUUUUAGACAACGUCUACCUAAAUAUUCAAUGGAAUCGAUAUAUGUAUGUACUAGAGAUAGACAGUUGUAAAGUUGUAAAGAGAAGACUCUUGUGACUAACUCAUUAACUCGACCAAAUUGUAACAGAUAUGCUGUCUUCAUGUAAAUGUCUGCAGAGCAGUUUUCUGAAUGUAAUAGUCUGAACGCACAACACAUGUGCUAGUCUGGCAUCUUUGUCUUCAAUCUGUUCUGCUAUUUAACUUUGGACGAGUAAUUUAGUUGCAUGUCUUAUUUUCGUUCUGGUCAGUGGAUGUCCGCACAAACAUAUAACUAUAGUUUGCACAUUUGACGCUUUCUUUGUUCGUAGGACUGUGACUACAUUUGCACACCAUGGAGCGUCACGUGGCGCUUUCAUGUUAAUAAAACGUGUCAUCAAAA
Molecule: messenger RNA, 1468 nt
Organism: Misgurnus anguillicaudatus (oriental weatherfish)
Lineage: Eukaryota; Metazoa; Chordata; Actinopteri; Cypriniformes; Cobitidae
Gene: dynll2a
Product: dynein, light chain, LC8-type 2a
Biological process (GO): microtubule-based process
Cellular component (GO): cytoplasmic dynein complex
Molecular function (GO): dynein intermediate chain binding
Source: RefSeq, a predicted model, not a curated record